AUCCAUAGCUCGCAAGUCAUAUUUUUUUUAUAAAAAACUCAAUCCAGUAAAACUUCGACAGCUGGAUUCCUCUUUCUGGCACGUGUCACCGCCAACAAACCCUAAUCUCUCGCCCACCGGUCACCUCCAGCCUCCUCCUCCUGGUCCUCAACCUCCCAUUGGCCACCGCUCCACCACAUCAUCAGUUAUCACCUCUCUCUUUGUCUCUCUCUCUCUCUCUCUCUCUCCUGCGAAUUUGUUUACAAGAAAAAUCUGAUCUUUUUUUAAGUUCCAAAGACAAAACAGACACAGACAGUGGAACUCUGAGAUUAGGGGAUUGCUAGUUUCUUUAUUGUCUUAGCUGUUGACAUUGUCUCUGUCUUAAGUUAUCAACCGUUGAUCUUUUUAGAUAAAAAAGGGACAGUAUCUAGAAGAAAGGAAGGCUCUUUCUCUUCUCUCUUUGGUUGGUGUUUAUAAAGUAUCCCACUUGGACUUCCACCUCACUACUCUUUCUUCCACGACAUGAAACCAGGUCCAAAUAUUCUGAACUCCAAAAAUUAUAUUGCAAACUAGCCACGGAGUCUGGGUUGACCCAUUGGGUUUGAGAUGGAACCACGUGCAGUUGGCUAAAUGGCAAAGUCAUCGUAUGCAUGGCCCACAGUAGUACUGAUUGGGCCACCUAAGUUUUUCUUCUAAGGAACUUCAUAGAUAUUGCUCAGAUUUACAAGAAACCGAUUGGAAGUGUUGAACUGGUGAUAAUUGUUGAGUUUAUCUAUGGGGACAGGGGAAGAUAGCACACCUGCUAAGCCUUCCAAACCAGCAUCUUCGACUCAAGAGAUACCAACGACACCUUCAUAUCCUGAUUGGUCAAAUUCUAUGCAGGCUUAUUAUGGUGCUGGAGCUACUCCACCUCCCUUUUUUGCAUCAACUGUUCCAUCUCCAACUCCUCAUCCAUAUCUCUGGGGAAGCCAGCAUCCUUUACUCCCACCCUACGGGACCCCGGUUCCAUAUCCAGCUUUAUAUCCUGCUGGGGGAGUAUAUGCCCAUCCUAAUAUGACUGUGACACCAAAUUCAGCACAAACAAAUACGGAGUUAGAAGGAAAGGGCUCUGACGGAAAAGACUGGGCUUCAGCCAAAAAAUCCAAGAGAACUUCAGCUGGCAAGGCAGUUGAGAGCGUAAAGGCAGCUUCGGCUUCUGGAAAUGAUGGUGCCUCCCAAAGUGCUGAAAGUGGUAGCGAUGGCUCCUCAGAUGCAAGUGAUGAGAACACUAACCAACAGGAAUUUGCUGCAAAUAAGAAGGGGAGUUUUAAUCAGAUGCUUGCAGAUGGGGCAAAUCAGGCUGCAGUCCCAGGGAAACCUGUUGUGUCUAUGCCUGCUACUAAUCUGAACAUUGGAAUGGACUUAUGGAAUGCAUCUCCUGCCGCUGCUGCCGCCGCUUCUGGAGCUGCAAAAAUUAGACCAAACGCAUCUGGCACUUCAUCAGCGAUAGUUCCUGCAAUAAUGCCUGAGCAAUGGAUUCAAGAUGAACGUGAGCUGAAAAGGCAGAAGAGGAAGCAAUCUAACAGGGAGUCAGCCAGAAGAUCAAGAUUACGGAAGCAGGCGGAGUGUGAAGAGCUACAAGCCAGGGUAGAGAAUUUGACCAAUGACAACCGCAAUCUUAGAGAUGAACUGCAGAGGAUCUCCGAAGAAUGCGAGAAACUCAAAUCUGAAAAUGAUUCCAUUAAGGAAGAGUUGGUACGAAUGUACGGACCAGAUGCAGUAGCUAACCUCGAACAAAGCAACCAAUCCUCAGUUGUUCAGUCUCGUGUUGAUGAGGGAAACAGUUAGCAGUGGAGAAGAAUAUAUAUUGACAAUCAUUAGAUUAUGACUAGCUUAAAUUGAGCAUAGAACAUUGGUUUUCCUUACUGAUCUCCUUACCGAUCUACACCCUUAAGGCCUUAACCCUUCAGUUAAAAUUGUAACAUUUUAUUUACAAAUUUUUCAGUCAGAGUCUGCGCCUCAUUUAGUUUAUGCGCAUUGUUGUAUUUAUUAAUCAAAUGAAUUUGAUUGAGGAUGAAAAGGAAUAGAGGUUUUUUUUUUCUCUCUA
Messenger RNA from Jatropha curcas, 2065 nucleotides. RefSeq names its product G-box binding factor 1 (gene GBF1). The record is from RefSeq and is a predicted model, not a curated record. Gene Ontology annotation, molecular function: sequence-specific DNA binding; DNA-binding transcription factor activity. Gene Ontology annotation, cellular component: nucleus. Lineage: Eukaryota; Viridiplantae; Streptophyta; Magnoliopsida; Malpighiales; Euphorbiaceae. Gene Ontology annotation, biological process: regulation of DNA-templated transcription.